GCGGUGCGCAUGCGCGGGGCUGCAGCGCUUCGCGGAUCCUUUUCCGUGAGAUGGCUACUCCAGUCGCCACAGAAAAUGUCACCCUUCCAAACAAUAGCAGCAAGACAAUUCUGGUGCGCCAUCUUCCAUCAGAUUUAACACAAAGUGAGAAGGUGGAUCUGCUGAAGUAUUUCGGAGCAGUGUCUGUGCGGGUUUUAUCAGACAAAGGAAGACUGAAACAUACAGCUUUUGCUACUUUCUCAUCAACUCAUGCAGCAGCGAAGGCUUUGACCAGACUGCAUCAGUUAAGAGUCCUGGGCCAUACUUUGGUGGCGGAAUAUGCAAAGGAACAGGAGCACAUCAAGCAACUGGAACCGGGGACAGUCUGCGAUGAAAACAAACCUCACGUGACACAAAAGCCUUCAGGCGAUGAAGUUGUGAAGCAGGCUCUAAAACCAAGAGUUCCCGUGAUUGAGGAUGCGAUUGCCAAGAGCCUCGGGUUUACCUAUCCCAUGAACCCAUGUCUGAAGUAUCUGUACCCACCGCCAACCAGCGUCACUCUGGCCAACAUUGCAAAUGCCAUGGCGAGUGUACCCAAAUUCUACGUGCAGGUUCUGCACCUGAUGAACAAGAUGAAUCUGCCUGCUCCCUUCGGACCCAUCACGACCCGCCCUCCAAUGUAUGAGGAGUAUGUUCCUGCCCCCCCACCAAUGCCUCCACUACCCCCAGAGGAACCACCUCUACCCGAGGAAGAGAUGGAUGUUUCGAGUGAGGAAGAAUCCGAAUAUGAAAGUGGAAGUGAAGAGGAUAAAGAAAGAAUGGUGCGAUUGAUGGAAUUGGCCUCACUUCCACCAAAACAGAGACAGAAGAGAAAGCGGGUCUCCGUCCGAAAACGACCGAGGCUAAAGGACCUGAUUAACGUGCCAAAAGCACCUACCCAGAGCUCACAUCCUGUGGUGCCACCGUCUGAAGUCUUUGACCAGCCACAGCCUCACAGUCAAAAGAAAAUUGAAUUCCACAUCUCUGUCGAUGCGAGCAGCUUGUUGGAGGGAGGAGGCGAUUAUCGACCAGAACCGCAAGAGAAUUCCGAACCUCAAAAUUCAGGAUUUGGGAAAAUCCAACCAACACCUGUAUGUUCAAAAAAUGAAAGUGAGGAGGAGGAAGAGGAAGAAAUUCCCUCUGAGUUCAUUUCCAAGAAACAGUUGGCCAAGGGAAGGAUCUCCAGAGAUGAGAUGGAGAGCAUUUCGUUGUUUAAGAACUACAAUCCAGGUGAACCGACCUGUCGCCUAUACGUAAAGAACCUUUCCAAACAAGUUGAAGAGAAGGAUUUGAAGUUCAUCUUUGGCAGAUACGUUGAUUUCUCAUCACAGACUGAGAGGAACAUGUUUGACAUCCGGCUGAUGAAAGAAGGGAGGAUGAAGGGCCAAGCCUUCAUUGGGCUUCCCAAUGAGAAGGCUGCAGCCAAGGCCCUCAAGGAAGUCAAUGGGUUUGAGCUCAAAGAAAAACCGAUGGUGGUUCAAUAUGCCCGCUCUGCACGGCCGAAACAAGAUCCAGCAGACGGCAAGAGAGGCCAAGGGAAGUGAAGGACACUUCACAAGAAUGCCAACAUAAAGGGAAAACAGCAUUUAUUCUGUGGGAAAGGAGAGUGCUGAUUGGUCAGCAAAUGAACUCUACAUGGUAGCAGCAUUGCCUUGAGAAUGUACCAAUUAAUGGUUGACAGUUAACUGCUAGGUUUUGUUUAAAUUUUAAACCAGACAAGUUGAAUCUGAUUAGUCAAAACAUCUUCCUGAGAAAUGAGCCAGUGAAUGGCUGUCACCUAUUCUGUUGAGGUGAAACAGGUGCAGGGUGUGUUCUUGCUGUCUACAAAUGGCUUUGACUGUUGAUAUAUGGAGCUUCUAGUGCCCACAAUACACCACAUUGAGCCCAGCCAACCAUCCAGACUCGGUCAUCAGUCUAUCCUGAAUACUCUGCAUUAUUUGGCAAAUACUGAUCAAUAGUGUGGCACACCUGUAAUUUCUUACAAUUUGUCCUGAUGUGUGCAGGAAGAAAACCUCUAACUGUCUAUUCUUUAAGCCAAACCAGAGACCGAUUCGUGGCUUUCUCCUUCCUCUGUCCUGUUGAUCCAGAGUGAAGGAUAGACAUCCCCCUGCUCCAGCACCCCAUAGCAGUAUUGAAAUCUCAUCAUGCUGUAACUGUGGGCUGUAAACUCUACCUGCCAUACUGUGCCUAGCCUCAUUGGAAGUUUCCACACCACAGCAACUCCUAACAUGUCCUCUUUAUCUCAUUCAAAUCAUCAGCAGAUCCUUCUCUGCUGUUUCUCCACAUUGGUCCAGUGUUCUGUUAAAUGUAUUGACGUUGUUUCCAUCUACCACUUACCCUGGCAGCGAUUUCCUGUCUCCCCACUGAGUAAAAAGGUUUCUCCUGACUUGGAUUUAUUAAAACGUGUAAUGGCCCCGGCUUCUAGUGUCUCCCAUUAACAGAAUUAUUGACUCUGCAUCAACUGAGAAGCUUCCAGAAUCCUGAAGUGACCAAUCAGAUCCCCAUUUUCUCAGUGUUGGAAGCAGCCCUCCAGCAUGGUCAGCCUUUGUUCAUAGUCCAGGCACUGUCCUUGUUCCUACUUGUACAGGGCGAGAUGGAGAACUGUCUUAUCCUGAGAAUUUCUCUGAAUAUUUAACUUCUUCUCCUGGUAUCCUGCGAUCAGCUGGUUCAGAAAUGUUCCGGCCCGUGAGUUGAGGAGGAGCCAGGAUGAGGGUAAACAGCGUUGUUUCAGGAUGGGGAGUGUUGCAGUCUGAGUCCUGAUGAAGUGUUUGUGGCUCACUGGGAAACAUUGUGAGUCUGAGAUGGUAGCCCCAGCACGGGAGGCUGUGGAUGUUCUGUACUCUGGGAAAGUGUCAAUAUCUGCAGUUAGUUGUUGAAUUCUUGCUGCUUGAAUGAAUGUGUUCAACAAAAAUAAAAGCUGGUGUAACAAAA
Molecule: messenger RNA, 2949 nt
Organism: Hemiscyllium ocellatum (epaulette shark)
Lineage: Eukaryota; Metazoa; Chordata; Chondrichthyes; Orectolobiformes; Hemiscylliidae
Gene: rnpc3
Product: RNA-binding region (RNP1, RRM) containing 3
Exons: 16
Coding region: 51-1562 (503 amino acids)
Biological process (GO): mRNA splicing, via spliceosome
Cellular component (GO): U12-type spliceosomal complex
Molecular function (GO): protein binding; U12 snRNA binding; pre-mRNA intronic binding
Source: RefSeq, a predicted model, not a curated record